AUGGUAAACACUUCCAGUAUCUUGGACAAGAAAUUUGCCUGCUGCUCUGCUAGCCCUUUGCCCUUCCCCCCUCAGCUCUGGUUCCUGCCACUUUCACAUGCACCUGCUGCCACUCCAAGUGUCCCUCCACCUGGUCCUCACCUUUCAGCAAGUCAGGUGGAGCCACCUAGCACUGUGGCCAUUCCACCCAAACACACUUCCAUGGCUUCUACAGCCAACAGGCAGUCCUGGACCCCUCUACUCAAAGGAUUAGCUCAGGAACCUUACCUGAUCUCUUUCAAAGCCAGCCCAGAGUCAAUAGAAAUGGAAGUCAAACUCUCAGUAAAGGAAGCAGCAGCCACCACUGAAGCCUCAGCCACCGCCACCGCCACCGCCACCCCACGCCGAGUGCCCGCCGUGCCUAACAUCGUGCUGUUCAGCAGUAGCUCGCACCAGGACCUGUCCCAGAAAGUGGCGGACAGGCUGGGGCUGGAACUGGGCAAGGUGGUCACCAAGAAAUUCAGUUACCAGGAGACCAGUGUAGAAAUUGGUGAAAGUGUGAGAGGGGAAGAUGUCUACAUCAUCCAGAGCGGCUGUGGGGAAAUUAAUGAUAACUUGAUGGAACUUCUCAUUAUGAUCAAUGCUUGCAAGAUUGCAUCAUCAUCUAGAGUGACUGCAGUGAUCCCAUGUUUUCCCUAUGUCCGACAAGAUAAAAAAGACAAGAGUCAUGCUCCAAUUUCUGCAAAACUUGUGGCCAAUAUGCUUUCAGUGGCUGGGGCUGAUCAUAUCAUUACAAUGGAUCCCCAUGCUUCUCAGAUACAGGGUUUUUUUGCUAUUCUGGUGGAUAACUUGUAUGCAGAACCUGCUGUCUUACAGUGGAUUCGAGAAAAAUCGGAAUGGAGGAACUGUAUCAUUGUGUCUCCAGAGGAGCUAAAAGUCUUUGCCUGCAUCACUCCUCCGUAUCUCUUCUUUGAGGUGUUCCAGAAGCAACUGAGGGCUUCAGUUCUGGUUGCAAUAGGAUUCAGGCAAUGA
Messenger RNA from Dromiciops gliroides (monito del monte), 1011 nucleotides. RefSeq names its product ribose-phosphate pyrophosphokinase 2-like. Lineage: Eukaryota; Metazoa; Chordata; Mammalia; Microbiotheria; Microbiotheriidae. Gene Ontology annotation, cellular component: ribose phosphate diphosphokinase complex; cytoplasm. Gene Ontology annotation, biological process: purine nucleotide biosynthetic process; 5-phosphoribose 1-diphosphate biosynthetic process. The record is from RefSeq and is a predicted model, not a curated record. Gene Ontology annotation, molecular function: ribose phosphate diphosphokinase activity; magnesium ion binding.